AAAAAUAAUAGAAUAGGUGAACUGAAGAGAGAAAGACAGAGUGUGUGUGUGUGUGUGAGAGAGAGAGACAGUGGAGGGGGAGGAAUAAACCAAAACGCAACACGUAUCCGGUGGGAUCCCACUCCAGAGAGAGAGAGAGAGAGGGAGAGAGAGAGAGAGAGAGAGAGAGAGAGGAGUUGUAGAGAGGGUGCGAGGAAAGCGACAGGGAGACAGAGAGAAGAAGAACAAGAAGACGACGAGGGGCAAGAUUUGACGUAUUGGCCCUUUAACAGCGCGUUUUUUUUAAUCCAUAAAGAGGAAUAAUGAGGAACGUUUGGAUAAUUUUGACCCUCUGUCUGACCGCCGUCCUCUCCGGGGACAGGAUAACAGAAGCAGCCAAGACGUCGUCUCAGGCUGAUGACUUGUACCUGGAUGACACGGGCUCAGGCGGUUAUUACCCUGAAGAUGAUGACGACUUUAACUCAGGGUCUGGCUCAGGCGGAGGUGAAGACACGGUGGAGACGGUGACUAUCAGCACGGUUUAUUUCGAGCCCAACGCAGCGCAGCCCACCCAGGACUCCACCAAAGACUUCACUCCCAAGGUGGACACAGCCACGGUCAGAGAAAAGGCAAAGGAGAGCACACCCAGGAAACCAUUCAGAACAGAGGCUCCAGUGCCGGUUACAGAGGACAUGCAGAGGAACCAGAUGACCAGUACGACCAGUGCCCCUGGCUCGCCUCAGGAGGCCGUGGAGGUCCGCACUGAAAACCUCUUCCAGAGGACAGAGGUGUUGGCAGCUGUUAUUGCAGGUGGUGUGAUCGGCUUCCUCUUCGCCAUCUUCCUCAUCCUCCUGCUGGUGUACCGCAUGAGGAAGAAGGACGAGGGCAGCUAUGACCUGGGAGAGAGGAAACCUGCCGGCACGGCCUAUCAGAAGGCUCCAACCAAGGAGUUUUACGCAUAAGAUCCCGCCCCCCUCCAAUCACCAGAAUGACAUAAUCUGGAUUGACUGUCAAAAGGUGCAGUCUACGAAAAACAGCGAAUCUGUUCACACACCAGAAGAAAAACAACAUCUUUUCAAGUCGAUUAAAGAAAAAAAAAAAUAGCAUAAAGGAAAGCUUUUGCAUAGAGUAUUGUAAUUAAGACCUUUUCUUUCUUUCUUUUUAAAAAAAUGAAAACCCAAGCAUUUCUUAUUUCAUGGCAAAUCUCAUUGUAUUUAAACAUGUUGUGUAUUAUUUGAAAAGGCAGAAAAAAAACCAGGAUCUGUUGAGGCGAGGGAAGCGAUCGCAUCUGUCUUCUGUUAAAAGAGCUGUUUUUAGUGGCUGACUACUUUUAACUGUAGCAGUUUGUUCUUUGUAAAGAAAAAAAAUCGAAAAAGUGGAAAUAAUUGAAGAUAAUUAUUCUGUAUCAAUCAUACGUUCUUGUUCUUUUUUCUUUUCAUUUUGUCCUAGCAUGUCUGAUGUUGAUCUCUAAAGGUGUAUUUCAUUAAUUUAUCUUUUCUCUGAUGUUUAAAAAAAAAAAAAAAAAAAUGCCUUUGUAGUUUUGAUGAAGCUCUUUGGUCUUCAUAUUAACGCUGUUAACAGUCAAAUGUAAAUGUUCCCUUCAGGUUACAAUGUUUAUUAUUUGCUCUCAGUUUUUUUUUGUUGUCGUUUAUUUGUUUUUGUUGUUUUUAGUCAUACCCGAGCGUGUCAUUACGUCUUGUUGAUUUGUCCGUCUCUUUUCAGUGUCGCCUUCUCUGCGUUUUCUGACAGCGUUUCAUUUUCACAGCAGGAAUCAGUCUUUAAAAGAUGGAAGAAAAACCAUGUCACAAACCUCACAUCUGUCACUUGAUUUGUUUUUUCUCUAUUUAAAUGCAUUCUCUAUCACAUUGCACAUUAACUGCUCUUGCUUACCACUGCUAUUGUGCAGCCUCGCCUGUGUGUGUUGGGGUGAUUUUUUUUUUCCCUCCAUGGCUUGUGGCGUUUUUGGGCCACUGACUUUUCCAACUUUUCCCUUGAGUUUAUUGACUGUACACAAACGUCUGCUAAACUGGACACACCUCCUCCACCAUCACUUCUCUAUUUCUCUCUCUCUCAGCUGUAUGGAGCCUUGUGCUAUUGUACAAACCCCAGAGUGCAUGAUUUAGGGCCAAAGAUCUGCUCAGUGAGGGCCUGCCACCAUUGCAGCAGGCAGGCAGAGCAGACAGUUGCCUGGGGGCAAAGCAAGAACAAUUUCAGGACUGGUAUUUACAUCCGUCCUCAGUGAUUUAGUAGCAUGUGGUCAGCCGUAAGUAAGUAAUGCUUCCUGGGUGCGUCUUCUGUGACCAUAUGAAAUCCUUUCUGGGCUUUCCAUCCUUUUUUUAUCAAAUACACACUGAUAGCCCAUAGGCAAGCGGAAAGAGAACUAGGACUGUAGGGUUUCCGGUUUGAAUCCCCCAUCAGGUCAAGGGCUGGGGUACCGAUGAGCAAGGUACCCAAGCCUCAUUGCUUAUUGUUGAUUUGACACCCGACCCCGCUGUGACGACCCCGCAGUCACAGCGGGGUCACAUCUAGUGUGCCGGUCCCAAGCCCAGAUAAAUGAGUCGUGUCAGGAAGGGCGUCUGGUGUAAAAAUUGCUGCCAAAUCAAAUAUGUGGCUCAUCUGCUGUGUCAAACCCUAGAGAGAGAGAGAGAGAGAGAGCAGCUGAGAGACAAAGACUCAAUGAAUCAGAGCUCUAUCCUUACCACUGCUGAAACAUGAAUUUAGUUUUAACCAUUAGUAAAAUGAAAUGACAUGCUGAUCAGUGUUGAUGUUCGAGAGGGUGCUGCAAAUACAUGUUGUGUGUUUAUAAGUGCUGAUAAAGCUUAGGUGGUCCCUCUUAAUUUGUUCUGAGGAUGGACAGCGUUCAUGCUGCUCAAAACCACCCUAGUAUGUGGUUUUUGUGAUUGGAUAUGAGGACACAAUCAGGAUCUGCACAUGAUCGGAUCAAUCAUGACUUUGGUUUGACGUUGGAUCCCCCAGGUUUCUUUUGCCCAGGGCCCCUAAAGCCCCUUGAAACACCCCUGCCUGCCACUGCUUGGACACAUAAUGGUUCCUCUGCAGCAUCAGAACAUCAGAACCCCCACGCCAUCUCGCCAAAUGUAGUUCCUCAGAGGGAGGUAAAUGUAUAAGGUUGCAUAAAAGACUUCCUCUGAGGGCAUAUUGUGGGUUUUAUUAGUCAGUGCAGGCAUUUCAAUAUAUCAAUUGUGAAAACAUGAGGUUGUUUACCAGGUUAUAGCACAAGUAAGGACACAAGGUGUCGUUUCGGUGCCAUUGUUGCAUCCCCAAAUCAAGUUUAUAACUAAGGCCACAACAUUUCUAGAAGCACAUACAGUAUCUGUACCAUUUCAGAAAAAGAAAAUACAGCUUACGGUCUUCUGCUGUUUUUUAAAUGUCUAACUUGUUUAACUUGCUCUGAAGAGAUGUGACAUAUUGUCCGGCAGGUUUGUGAAGUUGCCUUUUCUCAGCUGUACAGUAGUGUGAAGUAGUUACAGUGGACAUGCUGUCACAUUGUCUCAAACUCCCAGCACCACCCACAUGCAGCUGUGCAUCCCGCUACCUCUCCAUCCCUCCUCUUCUUCUUCUCUCAGUUCUUCUGACCCACCCCACCAUCUGUUCCCUUCUCUUGUCAUAGGACCUAAGGUACUGAACUAUUCUGAAGAACCCAAAGACUCACAGUAUUUCUACUUCCUCCAUCCUCUCCUGUCCAGUCCCCUUCCUUCAUGGCCACAUCAUUCUGUUCCCUCAUCUUCUUUUUUGUCCUGUCUCGAUUAGAGAUCUGACCUUUGAGUCCAAUUGCUUAUUAGUAUAUGAAAAAGAUAUAUAAAUAUAUAUAAAUGUAUAUUCACAAAUGUUUUAAACCUUUAAAGUGCCUACCAUUUGGAAAUGUACUCGCUCAAGGUGAGCAUGUGGCGGGGGUGUAAACGACUUGACUGGCAUUCUGUGAGCAUGGAUGACUGUAAUGGUAACUUUUUUUUAGUCUUACAAAAGCUGACAGUAUUGUACCUAUAAGUUGAAACAACACUACUGAAUAAACAUUGUGGCCUAA
This is a messenger RNA of Solea solea (common sole), 4021 nucleotides long. It is a transcript of the gene sdc2, whose product is annotated as syndecan 2. The transcript has 5 exons. NCBI's taxonomy places the organism in Eukaryota, Metazoa, Chordata, Actinopteri, Pleuronectiformes, Soleidae. Gene Ontology annotation, biological process: cell migration. Gene Ontology annotation, cellular component: membrane; cell surface. Bases 303 to 941 code for a protein of 212 amino acids. The record is from RefSeq and is a predicted model, not a curated record.